AAUGAAAUUUCCAGGGAUGAUUUUCGGAAUACGCUCCGAGUACUAGUGGCUACAGAUUGUCACCUUGGCUAUAUGGAGAAGGACGAAAUACGCAGGCAUGAUUCUUUCAAGGCAUUUGAAGAAAUAUGUUCUAUUGCAGAGAAAAAACAGGUUGAUUUCGUGCUGCUUGGUGGCGAUCUUUUCCACGAGAAUAAGCCCUCCCGUUCAACGUUGGUAAAAACCAUUGAAAUUCUGCGCCGUUAUUGUUUAAAUGAUAGACCAGUGCAAUUCCAAGUCGUUAGUGACCAGACUGUAAACUUCAUAAAUUCGUUUGGACAUGUAAACUACGAGGAUCCUCACUUCAAUGUUGGAAUGCCUGUAUUUAGUAUUCAUGGAAACCACGACGAUCCAGCUGGCGUGGACAACCUUUCUGCAGUAGAUAUCCUCUCUGCUUGCAAUCUUGUGAACUAUUUUGGGAAAAUGAAUCUUGGAGGAUCUGGUGUUGGCCAAAUCACAGUCUAUCCUAUCCUUAUGAAGAAGGGUUCGACAACUGUAGCUCUUUAUGGGCUUGGGAAUAUUAGAGAUGAGCGUCUUAAUAGAAUGUUUCAGACACCUCAUGCUGUACAGUGGAUGCGACCUGAAGUUCAAGAUGAAUGCCAAGUGUCAGAUUGGUUUAACAUCCUGGUCCUUCAUCAAAAUAGAGUCAAAACAAAUCCUAAAAAUGCUAUAAGUGAGCAUUUUUUGCCACGUUUCUUAGACUUCGUUGUUUGGGGGCAUGAACAUGAAUGUCUCAUUGAUCCCCAGGAAGUUUCGGGCAUGGGUUUCCAUAUUACUCAACCAGGAUCUUCUGUUGCAACAUCACUGAUUGAUGGAGAAGCAAAACCAAAGCAUGUUUUGCUCUUAGAGAUUAAGGGAAAUCAAUAUCGCCCAACUAAGAUACCUUUAAAUUCAGUGAGGCCAUUCGAGUAUACAGAAGUUGUGCUGAAAGAUGAACAAGAUAUUGAUCCUAAUGAUCAGAAUUCAAUUCUUGAACGUCUGGAUAAAGUGGUCAGAGAGUUAAUAGACAAGCCUAGACAAAAUGUUGGUGAUGGGUCUGAGCCCCAGCUCCCAUUAAUUCGUGUAAAGGUCGAUUACUCUGGCUUCAUGACCAUAAACCCUCAAAGGUUUGGACAGAAGUAUGUGGGCAAGGUUGCAAAUCCCCAAGAUAUUCUAAUCUUUUCAAAGGCAUCCAGAAAAGGCAAUAUAGGAGGUAAAAUAGAUGAUUCAGAAAAGUUUCGUCCAGAAGAGUUGAAUCAACAAAAUAUUGAGGCACUGGUGGCUGAAAGUAAUCUGAAGAUGGAGAUUCUCCCAGUUAAUGAUUUAGAUGUUGCACUGCACAAUUUUGUCAACAAGGAUGAGAAAAUGGCUUUCUUUUCUUGUGUCAAAUACAACUUGGACGAAACUCGUAGCAAAAUUGCACAAGAUUCCGACACACUAAAAUUUGAUGAGGAAGAUAUAAUUCUCAAAGUUGGUGAAUGCUUAGAGGAACGCGUUAAAGGAAGAUGGCACACUAAUGAAGCUCCACUUUUUUCAUCUAGUGUACAGUCCAUGGAGGAUGUCCGAGGCAAAAGUUCAGGAUUUGGAAAUGCAGUUUCUUUUAGCGAUGAUGAGGACACUCCAAUGUUUUCUGGUUCAAAGUCAACCAGAGGCAAGAAAGGGGCAUCAGUACCUUUUAAGUCCUCACGUGAUGUUUCUGAAGUUGUAAAGACCACCACAAGAGGAAGAGGCCGAGGAAGAGGGAGAGGAGGUUCUAGUAGCUUAAAACAGACUACCAUUGAUUCAGCUAUGACGUUCCGUACUUCACAGAGAUCUGCAGCAGCUUCUGGUAAAAAAAGUAUUGCAGAAGAAGAAGAGAAUGUUGAUGAUUCUGCUUCAAGUGAUGACACAGGGAAGAAUGAUCUUCAUGAUGAGGACGACGAGGAGGAGGAAAAUAUUCAAAGUAAAGGACGGAAAAGAGGGCCUCCUAGGGGAAGGGGGAGGGGAAGAGGAACUACACCUUCCAAGCGUGGUAAGAAGUCAGAUAGCACAACAUCAUCGUCAUCUAUCCAAAGAUUACUUAUGGGCAAAGACGACGAUGAUGAUGAGGAUGAAGAUAUGGCAAGGAAAGCAGCAAGCAAAGCUCAACCUCGGGUAACAAGGAAUUACGGUGCCCUGAGAAGGUAAUAUCUUCGUUCUUUCUUUAUUUUUCGACAGUUCUUCUUAAACAUAUGUAAUUUGGAGCAUUAUUUGACGUAGUAGCCUGCCAGUUUAUGUUAUGUAGAAUAGUCUAAGAAACUUUUGUUUUAUUAUUAUUGAUUAUGCUAAGAUUUUAAAGAAAAAACCUACCUGAACCA
Impatiens glandulifera is the source of this 2351-nucleotide messenger RNA. RefSeq names its product double-strand break repair protein MRE11. The record is from RefSeq and is a predicted model, not a curated record. Gene Ontology annotation, cellular component: nucleus; Mre11 complex. NCBI's taxonomy places the organism in Eukaryota, Viridiplantae, Streptophyta, Magnoliopsida, Ericales, Balsaminaceae. Gene Ontology annotation, molecular function: DNA endonuclease activity; 3'-5'-DNA exonuclease activity; manganese ion binding. Gene Ontology annotation, biological process: mitochondrial double-strand break repair via homologous recombination; telomere maintenance; double-strand break repair via homologous recombination.